CUGCGGGGACCUUGACAAGGACUUUUCUUCUCCAGAAGUGUAGGCCUUCCCUCCUUGUGGCUCCCAAAGCUACCAAGAACAACAGAUUCUGCAUCUCGUCGCCCGUGAAUAAGACGGGGAUGGACAAGUCGCCAUUCAACAGCCCCUCGCCGCAGGACUCGCUGCGCCUGUGCAGCUUCACGCAGCACCACUGGCCCGUGAUCGCGGUGCACAGCGGCAUCAUCCGGAGUCCGCACCCGUCCUCCGCCCUGCACUUCCCCACCACGUCCAUCCUGCAGCAGAUGGCGUCCACCUACUUCCCGCACACGGCCAUCCGCUACCCGCCGCAUCUCAACCCUCAGGACCCGCUCAAAGAUCUCAUGUCGCUGGCCUGCGACCCGGCCAGCCGGCAGCCUGGAUCGCCUACUCUGUGCCCAACACGUUCCCUGUAAAGCCUUCCUUUGUGGGAUUAGGACCAAGGGAUCCUGUGGGCAGCUUUCAGG
Messenger RNA from Oryctolagus cuniculus (rabbit), 482 nucleotides. The record is from RefSeq and is a predicted model, not a curated record. Lineage: Eukaryota; Metazoa; Chordata; Mammalia; Lagomorpha; Leporidae.